Molecule: messenger RNA, 1998 nt
Organism: Xenia sp. Carnegie-2017
Lineage: Eukaryota; Metazoa; Cnidaria; Anthozoa; Malacalcyonacea; Xeniidae
Product: protein ABHD13-like
Exons: 5
Coding region: 218-1330 (370 amino acids)
Cellular component (GO): membrane
Molecular function (GO): palmitoyl-(protein) hydrolase activity
Source: RefSeq, a predicted model, not a curated record
UCUGGGGACUACUAAUAUGGCGGAUUUUCUUCCUUUUGAAUAACAUUUACGGCAAGUGCAAAUGUACGAUAUUUAUGAGGAGUAAAUUCAGGGAAAAGCAAUUUUAAUGUUAAGACAAUCGCUAAAAUUUGGUAAAUAUAUUCAAAUGGACCAUUGAUUGCAUUUGAAAUCAGCUGUCUACAUAAUUCAUUAUUCUUUUUGAAUAUUCUUAUUGAGCAUGAGUGGUGAUGCUGUAGAGAUGACGAGGCCAGGCGGUAAUCUGCCAGAUUCUGUGACAGGUUUUAAGACAAUAGAAACUAUAGGUAGGCUUGUUUUGUUGGUCAUCCAACGGUUUUGGCGGUUAUGCAGUGCAGCAACGUUAACAUUGUUAUUGCUUUAUUGGCUCUACGGUGGCAUUAUAACAUUUCUUCUCCUGACAGCUGCAGUGUUUGGUCUUCUUUACUUUUACCAAGAUGCUUUGCUUUUUUUUCCUGAUCAACCUGAAUCUUCACGGGUGUUUGUACAGACUCCACACAAAUUUGGUUUACCAUUUGAGAAUUUUUAUCUCAAGACCAAAGAUGGCAUACGAAUCAAUGUCAUGCUUAUUAAGCAGCAGGGAUCUCGUUUAUCCAUAGCACCAACUGUUGUAUUUUUUCAUGGUAAUGCUGGUAACAUUGGCCAUCGUUUAAUAAACAGUCAUGCAUUGUACAAGAACUGUGGAUGUAAUGUGUUUCUUGUUGAAUAUAGAGGAUAUGGACGUAGUGAUGGCUCACCAAGUGAGAGAGGUAUUUUGCUUGAUGCUCAAGCUGCAAUAGAAUACAUCAGAGGUCGAAAAGACGUAGACAAUACAAAAAUUAUUGUAUAUGGUCGUUCUUUGGGGGGAGCUGUUGCAAUCAAUUUGCUCUGUCAGUCAUAUUUCACAGAUAAAGUCUUUGCAAUGGUUGUUGAGAAUACAUUCACUAGUAUACCACAAAUGGCAGAUCAACUUAUUGGUCAUGGUCUCAAUCGCUUGCCAAUGUUUUGUUUCAGAAAUCAGUUCAAUUCUUUGAAGAGUAUAUGCAAAGUAAAGAUUCCUUCUUUGUUCUUGUCUGGGUCAAAUGAUCAACUUGUUCCUCCUGCAAUGAUGUACAAACUAUACGAGAACUCUGGUGCUGUGAUGAAAAAACUAGAAACAUUUGAUUGUGGUUCCCAUAAUGACACAUGGCAGUGUAAGGGUUAUUUUGAAGCCUUCAGUAGAUUUUUGAUUGAGGUUUAUGAAGCAAGACAAAAUGGAUUAAUAAUAACAUCAGAUUCAAAGACUAAUGUGGAAGCAGAAUUUGACAAUGUUCACAAACCAACGAGACAUUUAUGAAAAACAAAUACACGGUGAUUAUUUAAAAAAUAUCACUGUUUGCUACAAGUAGCCAUUGAAUGUUAAGAGUAAAAAAGUGAAAAAUCAAAUGCAACAAAAUGUUCAAAAAUUGUUAAGAUCAGGAGUCAAGUUUCUCUCGAUGAUGGGGUGCCAUGAAGUUGAGAUCUGGUCCAAUAGACACAAUACCAUGGGGAUUGAUCAUUCGAUGACUUUGCUGCAUAGAAUAUGAAAAGAAAUGAUAACACAAAAGUCCUACAAUUGAAUAACUAGACAAACUAACAUUAGAAGAAGUACAAGAAAUAUACCAUAUAAUGCUUUUUGAUAUGCUCAAAAUUCACAGUUUCAGCAAUCUUGGGAAGCUGAUACACAUCCCGUGUGUAACACCAAAUAUUGGGAUAGUCUUUCAACAUCUUCUUGUUGCACUAAGAUUGGUAAUGAAAUCAUGGAAAUUAUUAUCAAAAUGAAAUGACAAUAAUAGUUGAAUAACAUUUGAUACACACACUCAUCAAGACAUACAUACCUUGAAAUGGCCAUGAUAAACACAAUCAAACCUCACCAGAGUUGUGAAUAACCUUACAUCAGCUUCAGUAAAUUUACUUCCAGUAACAUACCUUUUUGUUGACAAUAUGUUUUCUAACUAAUAUCAAAUACAAAUUAAUAUACUCAAA